AUGAAAUUGUUGGAAAUUACUCCCGUGGCGAAAGGAUUUAAUCCUAACUUUCAUGUCUCUUACAGGCGUUAUGUUUACCGAAUUCGCCGUUUUUAUUCAAUGGAUGCUUAUCUGAAAAGUCGACAAACUGACCAACAAUCACUCAUUGAUUUAGCUGAAUUUGAUUAUUCUUGGGCACAACCUCCUUCAUUUAAUGUUGAAAAAGCUAAUGAAAUGUGUGCAAUAUUGAGAAGGCCGGGGUUAAAUUAUGCUUCAUUUUAUUUUCACAAAAUGGGGGACAGAUUAAAAGGAAAAAAUUUUAAAACUACAACGGAUAGAAGAUGGCCGAGACUUUUACAAAUUUAUAGAGGAGAACCUUAUUUUCUACCUGAUGAGGAUGCCGAAUAUUUUAAUAUUGAGUUUGUCGCCCAUGGAUUUUUGAGGCAACAGAUUCGCCGUAUGGUUUCACUAAUUUCCCUAGCAGCUCGUAAAACAGACCACGCUAAAUUUGUUGCAGAUUUUCUUCUUAAAGACCCAGACCCAACAAAGUAUCAUCAAAUCGGAAUGAAGUUAGCCCCUCCAAAUGGACUAUUUUUGGCUGAUGUCGUUUAUGAUCCAAGAAUGUUUUCGACUCCAAUUCCUUUUUAUCCAAAUGCCUGGGACGAAGAAAUAAAUGAAGAUAAUAAAUUGGAAAGUGAGGAGGAAGAAGAUGAUGAAGAGGGGGUUGAAUAUUACGAUGAAAGAGAAGAAAGGUGGCAAUUGAAAUUACAGGCAUUUUAA
Molecule: messenger RNA, 759 nt
Organism: Meloidogyne enterolobii
Lineage: Eukaryota; Metazoa; Nematoda; Chromadorea; Rhabditida; Meloidogynidae
Source: the annotation of a GenBank genome assembly